Messenger RNA from Salvia splendens (bonfire salvia), 1332 nucleotides. RefSeq names its product beta-D-glucosyl crocetin beta-1,6-glucosyltransferase. Lineage: Eukaryota; Viridiplantae; Streptophyta; Magnoliopsida; Lamiales; Lamiaceae. The transcript has a single exon. The record is from RefSeq and is a predicted model, not a curated record. The coding region runs from base 1 to 1332 and encodes 443 amino acids. Gene Ontology annotation, molecular function: UDP-glycosyltransferase activity.
AUGGAACGUUUAACCUUCGUGAUGUUCCCGUGGCUCGCCCACGGCCACAUCUCCCCCUACCUCGAGCUCGCCAAGCGCCUCUCCCGCCACAACUUAUCCGUCCACCUCUGCUCCACCGCCGCCAACUUCAAGUCCAUCGAGCACAGCCUCGGCGCCGCCUCCUCCAUCCGCCUCGUCCCGCUCCACCUCCCGGAGACCUACCUCGACGCCAAAUUCCACACCACCAACGGCCUCCCGCCCGACCUCAUGCCCUUCCUCAAGCGGACGCUCGACCUGGCCGCCCCCGAGCUCCGCCGCGUCUUCAACGAGCUCCAGCCCGACCUCCUCGUCUACGACUUCCUCCAGCCGUGGGCACCGCUGGUCGCGAAGGAGCGCGGCGUCCCGGCCGUGGAGUUCAUCACCAGCACCGCCACCAUGAUGGCCUACCUCUUCCACUUCUUCUCCUACCCCGAAGCCGCCUUCCCCUUCCCGGAGAUUUACUACCGGGACUACGAGCUCCCCCACCGCGAGAGACUUCUCGCGGUGGCCGAGGAGGUGAGGGUAGACGCCUUUGCCGGGGUCCACCGCUCAAACGACAUCGUUUUAAUCAAGGGGUUUAGGGAGAUUGAGUCAAAGUAUAGUGACUAUUUGGAGGAGUUGUUGGGGAAAAAAAUUGUGGCUGUAGGUGCACUAGUUCAAGAAGCAGUUCCCAUUAGCCAUGAAUUGAUCCAAUGGUUGGACAAUAAGGGGAAGAAUUCCACUAUAUUUGUGUCUUUUGGGAGUGAGUAUUUUCUUACAAGGGAAGAUAUGAUGGAGCUUGCUCAUGGUUUGGAGCUUUCCAUGUUGAACUUUAUAUGGGUGGUGAGGUUUCCCAAAAGGGAGGAGAAGAUUGUUCUAGAAGAUUCUUUGCCACUAGGGUUUCUUGAGAGGGUGGAGGGGAGGGGCUUGGUGGUGGAGGGGUGGGCCCCACAGGCUCAGAUUCUAGGGCAUGAGAGUGUUGGGGGUUUUGUGAGCCAUUGUGGCAUUAGCUCAAUGAUGGAGAGCAUGAAGUUUGGUGUGCCUAUCAUAGCUAUGCCUAUGCAUCUUGACCAGCCCCUCAAUGCUAGGCUGGUGGAGCUGAUUGGUGUGGGCGUGGAGGUCGUCCGGAACGCGCGUGGGAUGCUCGAGAGGGAGGCCGUGGCCCGGGUCAUACGCAGCGUUGUGGCGGACGAGGGCCUUAGGAUGAGUUCUAACCGCAUGAGUGAGAUGAUACGGCUUAAGGGCGAUGAAGAAAUCGACGAGGUCGUGGAAUCUUUUCUCAAGCUUUGCGAUAACAAAAACAACAACAAGAAGACCAUUAAUGGCUUCCACUGA